AUGGUCGAGGCAGCGCUCGAAAGUGUUACAUUGGCCAUGAUCAUGUCGUUGGUCCGUGGAUCGAUUGCGCAGCACGCUCGCCAUAUCUCCUUGUUGCGUGCUAGUACACUCUCGCUGAAGCAUGCGAUCCCUGUGACACGCAUUCAACCCAUCCCUCUGCCGCGCCAGGUGCAUUCGUCUUUACCACUUGCCAAGAAAAAAGGAAAGCAGGCGGACAAGGCGGAGGCUGCAGCUGCAGCGGGCGUCGACCCGCAGCUCGAUCUGGAUGCGAUCAACAAGCAGAUGGAUACGGCAGUAGCACGGUGCCGCGAGCAUGUGCAAUCUCUAGUGGCGUCGUUGGGCCGUUUGGAUGCAUCGUUGUUGGACGAUGUCCGUGUGGCCUACGGCAAAGGCACGAAGCCCACACCCUUGCACGACUAUGCCACGGUAGGCGUUCGCGAUAAUGUGCUGGUGAUUACGGCCUACGAGCCCGAGUCGCUCAAGUACAUUGAAAAGGCUAUUUACGCUGCCAACAAGGACUUGUCGCCGCAGCAUGCGCCAGAAGAGGGCGAGGGCGUGAUGAUUGUGCAUGUGCCCAAGGCCACGGGAGAGACUCGCAAGCAACUUGCGCAGCAAUGCGUCAAAGAGUGCGAUCAUGCCAAGGCUGCUGUGCGAACGGCGCGUCAGGCGGCGCAGAAACACAUGAAGCACGACAUGGACCACAAGAUCCUCAGCAAGAAUGAGUCGCAGAAAGAGUCGAAAAAGUUGGAAGACAUGACCAAGAAGCACACUGCGUUGCUCGAUCAACUCGCGAGCGAUGCACAGAAGCGUCUCCUGCACUAA
Molecule: messenger RNA, 822 nt
Organism: Malassezia pachydermatis
Lineage: Eukaryota; Fungi; Basidiomycota; Malasseziomycetes; Malasseziales; Malasseziaceae
Product: ribosome recycling factor
Exons: 5
Coding region: 1-822 (273 amino acids)
Biological process (GO): translation
Cellular component (GO): mitochondrion
Molecular function (GO): ribosomal large subunit binding
Source: RefSeq, a predicted model, not a curated record